Molecule: messenger RNA, 2765 nt
Organism: Pogonomyrmex barbatus (red harvester ant)
Lineage: Eukaryota; Metazoa; Arthropoda; Insecta; Hymenoptera; Formicidae
Gene: Psi
Product: P-element somatic inhibitor
Biological process (GO): regulation of DNA-templated transcription
Molecular function (GO): RNA binding
Source: RefSeq, a predicted model, not a curated record
CCUGUGUGUUCAACGGUGGACGCUUGCGCCGUGUCGCUCCCCCGUGAAAGUACGGUUCUUUCACUCGCGAGCUUGCUAUAAACUUUUCCUUUCCUCACGAACGUCGUCGUCACGCGCGCGCGCUCCGUGCAAGUGUCGUUCUCGUGUCCGCGGGCCAUCGCGUCCUUCGUCGUCUACGCGCCACCUGCCACUGUCCGCGACAAUAAGGCGAAUUGUUAGACACCGGUGACCGCUUUGGCGAGCAGCAGCGCGUGAUCAGAAUCCCUCGUCGUCUUCGCUACUUCAUGCAACAAUAUGAGUGACUACUCAGCGGUCGCGCCGCCUCAAAAUUACAGCCAGAGCACCGCGUUCGCGGCGGCACUCCAGCGUGCUAAACAGAUUGCUGCAAAGAUAAAUCCUGCUGGUGCACAAAAUAAUCAAGAUUCUAAGUUAAAACGUCCACUUGAAGAUAGUUCAGAACCUGAAGCAAAGAAAAUGGCAUCGUUAGUAGCAGAUCCUCUAAUAGGUAUUCGUGGAGGACCCGCAGGCAAUUCCAUUGGAGAUUCAGGUGGUCAAGGAGCCAGACCAUCAGUUUCUUCCAAUUUAGGUGGUAUAUGCAAUGAAGAUAUUAGAGUUCCAGAUAAAAUGGUUGGUUUAAUAAUUGGCAGAGGUGGAGAACAGAUAACCAGAUUGCAAAGCGAAACAGGAUGUAAAAUACAAAUGGCACCGGAAAGUGGGCUGCCUGAGCGUGUUUGCACGCUAACUGGUUCACGAGAAGCUGUCAAUCGCGCGAAAGAGCUUGUAUUAUCAAUAGUGAAUCAAAGAAGCAGAAGUGAAGGAAUCGGCGAUAUGAAUAUGAGUGGCAGUAGUGGUGGAAUGAUGGGACAUCCAGGAUUUGUCGAAAUAAUGAUUCCAGGUCCUAAAGUUGGUCUGAUAAUUGGUAAAGGUGGAGAGACCAUAAAGCAACUUCAGGAGAAGUCUGGAGCUAAAAUGGUUGUUAUUCAAGAAGGGCCAUCUCAGGAACAAGAAAAGCCUUUAAGAAUAACAGGAGAUCCUCAAAAAGUUGAAUAUGCAAAACAGUUGGUUUACGAAUUAAUAGCAGAAAAAGAAAUGCAAAUGUUUCAUAGAGGAGGGAGAACCAAUGAUAGAACAGGAGGAAAUUAUUCUAAUGACACCAAUUUCAAUCAUGGUUCUGCAAAUGCCGAUGGAGUAGAGGUACUAGUUCCAAGAGCCGCAGUUGGUGUUGUUAUCGGUAAAGGUGGAGAUAUGAUAAAAAAAAUACAAGCAGAAAGUGGAGCUAAGGUUCAAUUCCAACAAGGACGAGAAGAUGGCCCUGGUGAUAGAAAAUGUUUAUUGUCAGGAAAACAUCAAGCUGUUGAACAAGCUCGUCAACGAAUUCAAGAAUUAAUUGACAGUGUCAUGAAAAUGUGUAUUUGGACAUGUGGCGAGACUAUUAAACAGAUCAAUCAACAGACAGGAGCGCACUGUGAAUUGGAUAGACGAAAUCAAAGUAAUGAAAAUGAGAAGAUUUUCAUUAUUCGGGGAAAUCCUGAACAAGUUGAACAUGCAAAGAGAAUAUUUAGUGAAAAAUUAGGCAUGGGUCCAGCGGGUUCUUCAUAUGCUGGAGUACAAGGUGCAGUUGGAUAUAAUCCAAGUUGGAAUACAGGGUAUCAAGCUUGGCCAAGUCAACCACAAUCCAAUGAUGGAAGCAAUGCUAAUCAAGCUCCUGUACAAGUCAAUCCGCAGACUGGUCAGCCAGACUAUAGUGCUCAAUGGGCGGAGUAUUAUCGAUCAUUGGGUAUGCACAGAGAAGCAGAUAUGAUCGAACAACAAGCGAAACAAGGAAAGCAAGAUCACAAUCAGCAAGGAGGUAAUACACAAAAUCAGUCUAACCCAGCGACAACAGGUUCUGCUGGACCGAACCAGCAGCAGCAGCAGCAGCAACAGCAGCAGCAGCAACAGCAGCAGCAGACGCAGCAACAACAAACGGGUGCUGCACAAAAUGGUGGUCAAGCUGAUUACAGUGUACAAUGGGCAGAAUAUUACAGAAGUAUUGGUAAAAUAAAAGAAGCUGAAGCGAUAGAAGCUCAAAUGAAGGCGGGCAAGCUUGGAAUGCAAGGGAAUCAAAUGGCCCAGCAACAAAUGCAGACUCUUCAAGGACAAUCAGCUGGCCCACCAGGUACGACGCCCAAUGCGUUCCCUCAAGCUUAUGGAAGUUAUCCGACAAUGAAUGCAAGCACCGCACCAGCUGGUUAUUAUGCGGCGAAUGCCGGAUCUAAUUCUCAACCACAGACAGGACAACAAAAUCCUUCUUUCCCAACAGGCUAUCAGAAUUACCCUUACUCACAGUCCACUUCUGAGAAUUGAACUUCCAUUUGAGAGAAAGGCAAGCUAUAGUUUUCAGAUAGCUUUCCAUCGGGAUGCGGUUAAUGCCUGCUAUAUCUCCAUAUAACUUUUAUCAUAAAUAGUUGACUGCUUCAUAAUCUUCAUAUAUCUUUGAGAAUGUCAUGAAAAUCGAUUAUAUUCUGUUUAUACUAUAAAAACGUUUUGUUUUUUAUAUAUAUAUAUAUACAUAUAUAUGUAGGAUACUCAUCGUUUUUAAGUUUAAGUAACAAAAAGUAUCAAACAAGAGAAGUUUGAUUGAAAUUAAUAUUAUAACAUAAUAUCCAAUAUGAUGUCUGUGUUCUACUUAUACUAUUGUAUGUUAUUUUUGUUCCAUAACAUGUAUUAUUGUAAUAUAAGUUGUGAAGCUGGCAGGUGAAGCAGCGGGUCAGAAAAUGGAACGA